CCGCCACCGCCGCCGCCUCCGCUGCCGCCUGACCAGCCUGGGCCUUCACCGCCACCGCCAGAGCAUCCGUGAGUCAUUUUGGGCCCAUCUCUGGGUGCGAGAUCUCUGCUGUUGUCACCACCUUAGAGAGGUGUGCGGGGCUAGCAGCAUGGCAGAAGCGGAUCCUAAAAUGGUCACAGAAGCUGCCGUCCAUGGGGUUGCUGAAGAGGCUAUGGCUAGCUCAGCUAGUGAUUCUGGGGAAGAAUCUGACAGCAAUAGCUCUAGCAGUACCACUAGUUGCAGCAGCAGCAGCAGCAAUAGCAGCAGCGGCAGCAGUAGCAGUGGCAGUGGGAGCAGUGGCAGUCAAGUAUUCCAAAAGAAGAGGGUACCUGAGCCUUCCAGAAGGGCCCAGCGGCAUCCCUCCGGGAAACAUUUCAUGGAUAAGCUGCCCCAGGCAGUGAGAAAUCGGGUGCAAGCACUCAGAAAUAUUCAGGAUGAGUGCGACAAGGUAGACACCUUGUUCUUAAGGGCAAUUCAUGAUCUUGAAAGAAAAUAUGCUGAACUCAAUAAGCCUCUAUAUGAUAAGCGUUUUCAGAUCAUAAAUGCAGAAUAUGAGCCUACAGAAGAGGAGUGUGAAUGGAAUUCAGAGGAAGAGUUCAGCAGUGAUGAGGAAAUGCGUGAUGACACACCUAACGAAAUGCCACCCUUAGAGGGUGAGGAGGAAGACGAAAGCUGUAAAGAGAAAGCUGAAGUGAAGGAAGAAGAAAAGAACAUUCCAAGAGAAGUUCCUGAGGCGAAAGUUGAAGAAGAGGAGGCUCCCAAAGAAAUUCCUGAGGUGAGAGCUGAAGAAAAAGAAAUUCCAAAAGAAGGAGCUGAAGAAAAAGUUGUAGAAAAGGACGCCUCUGAAGAAAUUCCAGAGGUAAAGGUUGAAGAAAAAGUAGACUCUAAAGAAUGCAUAGAGAUAACUCCUGAACAAAAAGAAGACCCCAAAGAAGUUCCCCAAGCAAAUGCAGAAAAUAAGGAUCAGCCUACAGAAGAAUCUAAACCUAGGGCUCCAGUGAGAGAGGCCCAAAAAAGAGUUCCAGAGACAAGGCCUGAAGGAGGAGUGAAUAUUAAAAGAGCUAGAAAGGGAAAACCCAAGAGAGAAGAUCCUAAAGGUAUUCCUGACUAUUGGCUGACUGUUUUAAAGAAUGUUGAUAAGCUUGGGCCUAUGAUUAAAAAGUGUGAUGAACCCAUUUUGAAGUUCUUAUCUGAUGUUAGCUUGAAGUUCUCAAACCCUGGGCAGCCUAUAAGUUACACUUUUGAAUUUCAUUUCCUGCCUAACCCAUACUUCAGAAAUGAGUUCCUGAUGAAGACAUACAUAAUAAGGUCAAAACCAGAUCACUAUGAUCCUUUCUUCGCUUGGGGAUGGGAAAUUGAAGAGUGCAAAGGCUGCAAAAUUGAUUGGAGACGAGGAAAAGAUGUUACAGUUAAAACCACCCGAAGUCUCCCAGCUGCUACUGGAGAAACUGAAGUCCAGCCAAGAGUAGUUCCUAAUGCCUCCUUCUUCAAUUUCUUUAGUCCGCCUGAGAUUCCUUUGAUUGGGAAGCUGGAGCCAAAAGAAGAUGCUAUCCUUGAUGAGGACUUUGAAAUUGGUCAAAUUUUGCAUGAUAAUGUCGUCUUGAAGUCAAUCUAUUACUUCACAGGAGAAAUCAAUGAUCCCUACUACCAUGAUGUUAGGGAUUAUGGAAACCGGAAGUACUACAAGUGAAAAGGGCAAGCUGAAAGAGUUUCCAAGAAUCUUUAAAAGUCAAGCAAGCAGAAGGGAAACAGAUUCACCUAAUCUUAUAAAAGAUAAAACUUGCCCUGUAACCUGAACACUAUUAUUCCUUAUAGUCUUGUGUUUUCAUUUUCCCUGGUAGUGUCCUAAAAGGUGUCUUAAACAUCUGUUUAUUUUACCUUGCCUGGUGUAUUGUAAUAUUCUUAAAAAUAUUUAAAUGGCUGCUAAUUUCCAACGCAUGGGUUUUUUGUUUUUGUUUUUGUUUUUUGUUUUUUGUUUUUGUUUUUGUUUUGUUUUUUUUUUUUGGUGCUAAAGUGUUGGUUUUGUGAAGUCGUUUCGUCAUGUUCCUAUUAGAUUGUACCUGUGAAAAUUGUCAGACUUGUUAGACAAAUCUUUGCCUGAAAAUGCAAAACUUUAAAUGCCAAUGUAUAUGUAUUUUCUCUUUCUUUUUUCAGCCCAGAAGACUAAGGACUCAAAUCUGCUUGCACUAGUUGUGCCUUCAUUACUUUGCCAUAGAAAUGUAGUAAUAAUACCAACUAAAAUAUUCUAUUGUGAAAUGUAGUUGCUUGAAAAGAAGAUGAGAAUAUAUUUAAAAAUGUCUUUCAAGAUCACUUUAGAAAUUUGUGGAUUUGUUUGUGUGAUGUGGUCAAUAAGCAAAAAUAUUGUUUACCGUUGAGGUGUUAAAUAUGAUAUAGUAUUUUAAAAAGUUGCCUCAUUGUAUAUUAUGUAAUUGAAAACUAAAGAAACCAUAUUUUCUCUGUAGUGUGUUUUACUUUGCCAUUCAUUGAAAAUUAUUUUAUCAUUUGAUAUUUUUCAUGUUCUUUUAUUGCACCCUAAAAUAAAUAUUAAAUAAACUGGUAUGCUAUGAAAAUGAUGCCGUUUUCUUGUAAUUAUAA
Molecule: messenger RNA, 2634 nt
Organism: Acomys russatus (golden spiny mouse)
Lineage: Eukaryota; Metazoa; Chordata; Mammalia; Rodentia; Muridae
Gene: Nap1l3
Product: nucleosome assembly protein 1 like 3
Exons: 1
Coding region: 149-1729 (526 amino acids)
Biological process (GO): nucleosome assembly
Cellular component (GO): chromatin; nucleus
Molecular function (GO): histone binding; chromatin binding
Source: RefSeq, a predicted model, not a curated record